Molecule: messenger RNA, 961 nt
Organism: Oryza brachyantha (malo sina)
Lineage: Eukaryota; Viridiplantae; Streptophyta; Magnoliopsida; Poales; Poaceae
Exons: 6
Coding region: 71-628 (185 amino acids)
Source: RefSeq, a predicted model, not a curated record
UCGUCUCCUCCUCCCCGUCCCCAAUCCAAUCGAGCUUCUCUUCUCCAAUCUCCAAUCGCUCCAUCCAUCCAUGGCGACUCUCACCAUGCAGCCGAUCGGCCCCCUACCGUCUACGCAGGAAGGCUCAAGGGAGGAGAAGCCUGCGGAAGAUGGUGCCGAUUUGGGUGACAUCGACUCGGGGUGGGUUGUCCUUGGGAAAUCGGAUAUCGUCUCGGCGGAUUUGGCAGCUCGCAGCCUGCGAUCAUCUCCAAAGGCGAUUCCCUCAUGGGCGCGCUGGGUGAUUGGAGGUGUGCUGCACACAGUGGUGCCAUUCUACGAGAGAGUCCGGUAUAUUGAAGAUGAGACAGCUCGAAAUCUGGAGACUGCUGUAGAGGUUGUGGAGCAUGUAGCUGAGGUCACAGAGAAACUAGCUUCUAACGUGGCUGGCAAAUUUCCUGAGAAUGGGUGUCUGCAUAAAGCAGUGGAGAAGAUUGAGUACAUAGCUGAGGUAGUGGAUGAAGAUGCAGAGAAGGUUGAGGUCAUUGUUGACAAUAUUGACAAGUUCAGCGACAAGGUUGAUGCUGAAGUAGAACCUGUCAUCAAGGAGCUUCAGAAGGAAUUCAAGAUUCAGCAUCCAAUGGUGGAGUAAAUGUGCAUGCAUGAUCAACAUCCGUAUGUAGAUGGAAGUGCUCCCAGCUCCCCAUAUUGUAUAUAGCAUUACCAUGUCAUUUUCUCUAUCUUCUGAUUUUGAGUGACUGGUUGUACAUAUGCGUGCCUUUCUGUAUGAAUGCACCAUGCUUGUAGCGAGGCACGGUUUUGUUGUGCCUGGUGCUCGAAAUUGACGCAGAGAGGUACUAGCAUUCGGUGUGGUACAAAAUAGAAUGAUUGGUACUGUAAUUGGUGAUAAUACGUUCUACGUAGAGCUUGUAAUGCUGUCAGCUAUACUAUCUAGGUCUCGUGUAUUACCUCUGUUUCAGGUUAA